Messenger RNA from Helianthus annuus (common sunflower), 2121 nucleotides. RefSeq names its product protein ACCELERATED CELL DEATH 6. The transcript is spliced from 4 exons. The record is from RefSeq and is a predicted model, not a curated record. NCBI's taxonomy places the organism in Eukaryota, Viridiplantae, Streptophyta, Magnoliopsida, Asterales, Asteraceae. Gene Ontology annotation, molecular function: protein binding. Bases 64 to 1980 code for a protein of 638 amino acids.
AUACAACACAAUCACACUCACAAACACAUACACACACUCUUUCCUUUUCUUCUCACCUUCCAAAUGUCUGAUCAGGAGGAAGCUAUGGACACGCAGAUCAACAAAGAUCUGUAUGAAGCUCUGAUGAACAACGACGAUGCCAAAGUGCUUGACAAAUGUGCAAGCAUUCCCAAGGGUCCAUUGCAUACGGUUACAAUCCACGAAGAUACCGUAAUUCAUAUUGCUACAUACCACAAGAAAACCGCCCUCGUAUUACAGCUCCUCAAUAUGGUUUCUGCAACAGAUUCUCACAAACUCACUUGGACAAACAAGGGUGGGAGUACCAUCCUCCAUGAGACUGCCACUAACAACAAGACAGUUGACGCUGCAAGGGAAAUGCUACGCAGGGCUCCUAUGCUGCUCAGCAUAUCCAACAAGGUAGGAGAGACUCCGUUAUUCUAUGCAGCGCGCCAUGGCAAGACGAAGAUCUUUAAGUACUUGCACGAUGAAGUAUGUAAAUCAAAUCAAGGGCCAGAUUUGAAAACCUUUCUUUCAAGAGAUGAUAAAUCUUCCAUACUCCAUUUAGCAGUUCUUAGCAAAAACUACUGGAUGGCUCAUGAAAUCGCGGUAAGGCAUAAACAUCUGAUCCACGAAAAAGAUGAAGACAACAUGACACCUCUUCAACUUCUUUCGUCCCGCAAACUAGAAGUUUGUCCUACAAAUUUCUUUAAGAAACAGAUAUAUAAGCUAAUUGACCCAAAUGUUGAAGACACAAGCUGGAUGUUGAAACCAUUAAAAAGGUUGCGGAAGCAAAAGUUUGCAUGCCAUUGGGCUAGGAAACUUAUUACGCUAUUGGUACAAAACGACACUUCAUGGGAAAAGACUGAAUCAAUGUUCACAAAGCAGAGAUCAAAGUUUCACCAGUUUGGAAAGGGUAAAUCCAUAGCUCAACUAGAAGAACUCGCAGCUCAAGAAGCUUCUAAACACGAGCCCGAAACUCCAUUGAUCUUGGCAACGAAAAGCGGGUGUACAGAGGUUGUUACGGAAAUACUAGAACAAUACCCGCAAGCAAUAGAACAUAUUGAUCAAGAUGGGCGCAACAUUCUUCAUGUAGCAAUCUUAUAUCGUAACCAUGAAGUCUUUGAUUUUGUGGUUGAUAGAAAGUACGCAAAGCAAAGAUUGAGAGGAAAGAUAGAUAAUGAUGCAAACACAUUGUUGCAUAUGGUCGGUGAACAGCGAGAAGAUGAUGAAAUUGAUGCUGAUUUGAAAGGACCUGCAUACGUUCUAAAAGAAAAUAUGCAAAUGUUUAAGAAAGUGAAGGACCUAACUACGACCCUAGAUCUUUUUAAACUGAACUCCAAAUUAAAGCCUGCUGAGCAAAUGUUUUAUGAGAAUAAUGACAAGCUUCGCAUGGAGGCUAAGAAUUGGAUGACUGAUAAUGCGAAAAACUAUAGUAUAGUUGCAGUAUUGAUUGCCACCGUUGCGUUUACUGCCGCAUAUACUAUACCGGGAGGUGUAGAUAAGAAUGGUCAACCUGUUUUCAAGUCAUCACCUUUGUUUAUGUUUUUUACUGCAGCAGAUGCAGUGUCUUUGUCAGCAGCUUUAACAUCGGUUAUCAUAUUUCUUAACGUUAUUACAUCAACAUUUAAAUUUAAGGAUUUCGAGGGCUCGCUUAUUCUUAAGAUGGAUGCCGGAAUUAUGAUGUUGAUGAUCUCACUAGCGAUGUUGAUGGUGGCUUUUGCAGCGACACUUAUUCUAACCAUCAGUAGAGGAAAGAAGUGGACUGACAUCACCUUGUAUGUCGUUUCUUUCUUCCCGGUGAUUAUUUUCACAUUUGCGUUUGUUGGUAUUCAUAAGAUAGACGCUUCAAAAUAUUACGCGAAAUUUAAAAGCAUAUUGUGGGAACCCAUGCUUUCAUUGUUUUCGAACGCCAACCCGAAACCUGCUGUCUGGUAUUCUAGACCACCGAACCCUUCUGCUCACCCUCCAUCGGCCUUUUGAGAUGAUAAGCCUUUUGAUUUUAUGUUCUAAUGGUGUGUUAAUUAAUAAUGUGCCUUUGUUAUCAAGGCAAAACGUGUGUAAUGGAUUGUCUGAGAAAUAUUGUAUUCUAAAUAUCAAUAAAUGGAGUAAUUGAUUUACUUU